Molecule: messenger RNA, 2086 nt
Organism: Lytechinus variegatus (green sea urchin)
Lineage: Eukaryota; Metazoa; Echinodermata; Echinoidea; Temnopleuroida; Toxopneustidae
Gene: atic
Product: bifunctional purine biosynthesis protein ATIC-like
Exons: 17
Coding region: 101-1879 (592 amino acids)
Biological process (GO): 'de novo' IMP biosynthetic process
Cellular component (GO): cytosol
Molecular function (GO): IMP cyclohydrolase activity; phosphoribosylaminoimidazolecarboxamide formyltransferase activity
Source: RefSeq, a predicted model, not a curated record
GCCAGCCUAGCCUAGAGCUGAAUCUCAAUCUCAAAUCGUACAUGCAGUUGAUGCGGUGUGUCAGCCUUCCAGUCUUGUACCUUCAGUUUUGACGUGAAAUAUGGCAACCCAAGAACUUGCUAUCUUGAGUGUUUUUAAUAAGGAAGGUUUAAUAGACUUUGCUACCAAGCUUCAUCAGUUGGGUCUACAGCUCAUAGCAUCUGGAGGAACAUCUAAGGCCAUCAAGGCUGCCGGAAUUCCUGUCAAAGAUGUGAGUGAUAUAACAGGAGUAGCUGAGAUGCUUGGAGGAAGAGUCAAAACACUUCAUCCAGCUGUCCAUGGUGGUAUCUUAGCAAGAAAAACUGAGGAAGAUGCUGCUGAUCUGCUCAAGAAUAACUACCAAUACAUCAGGGUUGUUGCAUGUAACCUGUAUCCCUUUGAGCAGACCAUUGCCAAACCUGAUGUAACUGUAGCAGAUGCAGUGGAAAACAUCGAUAUUGGUGGUGUGACUCUCCUGAGGGCUGCUGCUAAGAAUCAUGCUAGAGUAACAGUUGUGUGUGAUCCCACAGACUAUUCUAACAUUAUUCAAGAGAUGAUUGACAGACCAGAUAAUGACACAACACUUGAGAUUAGAAAAGCAUUAGCAGUCAAGGCUUUCAAUCACACAGCCACCUAUGACAUGUCCAUCUCCAACUACUUCAGACAGCAGUACAGUGAAGGUCGAUCCAACCUUACCCUACGCUAUGGUACCAAUCCUCAUCAGAAACCAGCCCAACUGUCUACAUAUCUCUCGAAGCUACCAGUAGAGGUCAUUAAUGGAUCACCAGGAUUUAUUAAUCUGUGUGAUGCCUUCAAUGCUUGGCAGUUAGUCAAAGAACUCAAAGCUGCGCUUGGUCUCCCUGCUGCCUCCUCUUUUAAGCAUGUCAGUCCAGCAGGUGCUGCUGUAGGAGUUCCUUUGUCUAAUGAGGAAGCAAAGGUUUCUAUGGUGGAUGACAUGAAAGACUCACUUACUCCAUUAGCUACUGCAUAUGCUAGGGCAAGAGGUGCAGACAGGAUGUCAUCUUUUGGUGAUUUUGUUGCCCUUUCUGAUAUAUGUGAUCUGCCAACAGCUAAGAUCAUCUCUAGAGAGGUUUCUGAUGGUAUCAUUGCACCAGGAUAUGAACCUGAGGCUCUAGCUGUACUAGCUAAGAAGAAAGGAGGAAAAUACUGUGUGCUCAAGAUUGACCCCACCUAUGAACCCGAUGCCAUGGAAACCCGCACAUUGUUUGGAAUGCAGAUGACUCAACUGAGGAAUAAUGCAAAUAUCACCAAGGAAAUGUUCAAUAAUGUAGUUACAGAGGAGAAUGUGUUGAGUGAGAGCGCUCUUCGUGACCUGAUUGUUGCCACAGUAGCAGUGAAAUACAUCCAAUCUAACUCUGUCUGCUAUGCUAAGAAUGGCCAGGUUAUUGGCACAGGAGCAGGACAGCAAUCCCGUAUACAUUGCACGAGACUUGCAGGAGACAAGGCCAACAACUGGUGGCUCCGUCAUCAUCCCAACGUUCAGUCAAUGAAGUUCAAGUCUGGUGUGAAGAGAGCUGAGAUGUCUAAUGUGAUAGAUGUAUAUGUGAAUGGAACUGUAGGGGAGGAUAUGAGUCGAGAUACCUGGGAAGGAAUGUUGGAGAAUCCCCCAGCUAUGCUGACAGAGGAUGAGCGUAAGUCUUGGAUCUCCCAGCUCAAUGAAGUUGCUUUAAGCUCGGAUGCCUUCUUCCCAUUCAGAGAUAAUAUUGACAGGGCUCGCCAGAGUGGUGUGUCCUACAUUGCUAGUCCUAAAGGAGCUUUAGCAGACCAAGCUAUCAUUGAGGCAUGUAAUGAACACAAAAUAGCUCUCUCACAUACUGAUGUCAGACUUUUCCAUCAUUAGAAUUGCACAAAAUCAUUCAGAUUUCAGGAUUUAUCUGUGUUUGAAAAUCGGCUGUGAGGAUUAGUAGCUUUAACAUGAUAUUAAUCAUGUCUCUGUCAAAUUUGACUAUAUUUUUUGCUUUUUUGUGUGUUAUGCAUGUUUAAAGGACAAUCCACCCCAACAAAAAGUUGAUUUGAAUAAAUAGAGAAAAAUGUAGCAAGCAUAACA